UCCGUAGUCAGUUUGGUUCCAGUUGGUUCCGUUAGGGUGUGUGUGUGUGUGUGUUACGUUUCCCGUUCUCAUUAUCGAGGCAAUGAAGUACACGCGGGUGCUCAUCGUCGCAUUGGCGCUCGCAGGAGCCUCUGGCCAGUCGCCCAUAGGCAAGGUGAUCGAGCUUCUGUCGAACCUGGAGGCGCAGAUCAAGAGGGAGGCUGAAGAGUCUGCCAAGCUCAACAGCGAGAAGGAGGGGUGGUGCAAGGACACUUCCGUCAACCUCGGCUUCGAGAUAAAGACGGGGUCAAGCGAGGUUGAGAAGUUGAAGGCAGCGAUCGGCAAGGAGGCCGCCACUAUCAGCUCCCUGACCAGCAAAGUGGAAGUCUUGGCGGCGACGAUCGCUAAAAACGACGCGGACCUUGCGGCGGCCACCAAGAUCAGGGGAGAAGAAGCUUCGGACUUCGCUGCCGAGGAAAAGGAGCUCACUGAUACCAUCAGCGCACUCCAGAGGGCAAUCGGCAUCUUGCAGAGGGAGAUGUCCAAGGCCGGUGGAGCUGCCUUCGUCCAGGUCAAGAGCGCCGCGUCUGUGAUCCAGGCGUUGCAGGCAUUGGUGAAGGCCUCCGCGUUCAGCGCCGCCGACGCCAACACCCUCACAUCUUUCGUGCAGAACACCCAGGGGGGCGAGGAUAGCGACGAGGAGCCUGGCGCCCCAGAGGCCGCCACUUACACGAGCAAGAGCGGCAGCAUCGUGGACGUGCUGGAGGACCUUUUGGACAAGGCGACCGCGCAGCUGGACGCCUCGCGCAAGAAGGAGACCUCGGCCAGGCAUAAUUUUGAGAUGCUCGCUCAAUCGCUCAAGGACGAAAUCGAGUUCUCCACCAAGGACAUGGGCGAGGCCAAGAAGUCCGCCGCCGCUAGCGGCGAGGCCAAGUCCCAGGCCGAGGGGGCGCUGGCUGCCGGGUCCAAGGACCUGGCGGGCGACAAGGCCGCCCUCGAGGAGCUGAAGAAGGAUUGCGCAGCCCACGCCGACGACUACGCCGCGGAGGCUUCGAGCCGCGCCGAGGAGCUGAAGGCGGUGCAGGCGGCGAAGAAGGUGCUGUCCGAGACAACCAGCGGCGCCGGGGAGGUCGCCUACGGCCUGAGCCAGACCACCCCCUCCUUUCUGCAGUUGGGCCGCUCGAGCGCCGCCGUCCGCUCAGGGGCCGACCUGGCCAACUUCGAGGCAGCGCGUUUUGUCCGCGAGCUCGGGCGCAGGUUCCACUCGCCAGCGCUGGCGCAACUCGCUCAGCGCAUGUCGUCGGCGAUGCGCUUCAGCUCCGCGAGCGGCGAGGACCCGUUCACAAAGGUCAAGUCUCUCAUCGGAGACAUGAUCCAGAAGCUCGAGGCCGAGUCUGGGGCGGACGCCAAGCACAAGAAGUACUGCGAUACAGAGAUGGCCGAUACGACGGACAAGCAGGACGAGAAGACCACUUUGGUUGAGAAAUUGACCACGAAGAUCAAUCAGAUGACUGCCAGGUCCGCUGCUCUCAAGGACAGCAUCGCCACUCUGCAGAAGGAGCUCUCCGAGCUGGCGGCCUCGCAGGCGCAGAUGGAUAAGAUGAGGGCUGCCGAGAACGAACUCUUCCUCGAGCAGAAGAAAGAGCUGACGACGGGGAUCUCGGGCGUGCGGACGGCGAUGAAGACGCUGCGCGAGUACUACGGCGGUGGAGCCAAGGACCACGCGGCGGCCUCGGAUGCUGGUUCGAGCAUCCUGGGGCUGUUGGAAGUCUGUCUGUCGGAUUUCACCAAGAGCCUCGCGGAAGCUACCGCCACAGAGGACAGCGCCGCGUCCGAGUAUUCGUCGACCACAAUGCAGAACAAGAUCGAGAAGACAGCCAAGGACCAGGAUGUCAAAUACCAGGGGAAGGAGGCUGCCGAUCUCGACAAGGCGGUGGUCGAGGCAACCUCCGAUCGGGCGUCGACGCAGGAGGAGCUGGACGCAGUGCUGGAGUACCUCGCGAAGCUCAAGGACAUGUGCGUCGCGAAGCCCGAGACGUACGCCGAGCGUGCGGACCGCCGCGCUGCCGAAAUCUCUGGGCUCAAACAAGCGCUGUCUAUCCUCGAAGGCGAGGCCUUGCUGAUUCAGCGCAAGACGCUGAGGGGGCGCGUCUGAUCGGAGCAGCCCGGUAGAGCGGCCGCGCCGCUGUAUGGGUUCCUCAUCUCUCGGCUAAGGGUGCUCGAACCGUCCCUCCCUCGCUCCCUCCCUCGCCCCACCUCCGCGUCAGGUGCUCGAUUCUGACCGCUUGUGAAACCACACCGCCCAACUCUCGCGCAGGAGCUUGCCGAAGACUAGCGGUUCACAGGGGGUCUGCGGUGGAACACGGUAGGCUCCCGUUGAAUUUCGGGUGGGCAGGUUGCCCUCUUGUCUCCUCCCCUCCCCCCUCCUGCCUCCUGCUUCUCCUCCUGCUUCCUCAAUCCCGAC
Molecule: messenger RNA, 2443 nt
Organism: Prorocentrum cordatum
Lineage: Eukaryota; Dinophyceae; Prorocentrales; Prorocentraceae
Source: the annotation of a GenBank genome assembly